AUGGCAAUCGAAAUCGUUCCACUAGCCAAGUCAGACAUCGCGGGUGCUGUAGACUGUGUGCAGAAAGCGUUCGCGGAUGACCCUUAUUUCCGAUGGGCAUUUAACGAUCCUUCGCAGGUGUGCCCAGCCCUCGUCCCCGUUUGUAUCAUGAUCAUCUUUAGACUCAUACUUACACUCCGUCUCGCACAGUUCAAUAUACAGCGAAAUGCAGCAUCUCUAGCAGCGCACUUUGAGUACGGUAUCAACUGUAACUGUCCCAUCUCGAUAGCCAAAGUGACCCACGCUGUGGACGACAAAAAGAUCGACGGAGAGGUCCAACUUACACCGGGAACCGUCGUCGGGGUUGGCUGGUGGUAUUCACCCCAGUCCGUGUCAGCAUCACAGACCUGGUCUGUCUGGGCGCAAGAGUGCAUCCUAUCGUUCCGCCAGUUCUUGAAUAAUGUCCGCUUCCUAGGUCGUGGCGGGCUGAACAUUUCCCGAUACUGGAUCUGGAAGCAAGUUCAGAACGAGGCCCAUGAGGCUCUGUGGACCGAUCCACACGGGUAUUACUUCUGUAACAUGGUCGGUGUCAGUUCUGAAGCCCGCGGGAUGGGUGUGGGAAAGCGGCUUAUGGAAAGCGUUAUGGAGAAGGCGGAUCACGAAGGAGUUUCUUGUUACUUGGAGAGUUCGAAGGGAUAUCCGAAUGUGACGAUCUAUGAGAAAAUGGGAUUUGAGCUCGUCAAGGAGAUUGAGUGUGCGGAUGGAGGAGAUAUCUGCAAGCUCUAUUGCAUGAUUCGCCAUCCGAAAGCAAAGUCGUGA
Molecule: messenger RNA, 798 nt
Organism: Penicillium manginii
Lineage: Eukaryota; Fungi; Ascomycota; Eurotiomycetes; Eurotiales; Aspergillaceae
Product: GNAT family N-acetyltransferase
Exons: 2
Coding region: 1-798 (265 amino acids)
Molecular function (GO): acyltransferase activity, transferring groups other than amino-acyl groups
Source: RefSeq, a predicted model, not a curated record